This is a messenger RNA of Jaminaea rosea, 6791 nucleotides long. RefSeq lists its product as hypothetical. The transcript has a single exon. The record is from RefSeq and is a predicted model, not a curated record. The coding region runs from base 251 to 6619 and encodes 2122 amino acids. NCBI's taxonomy places the organism in Eukaryota, Fungi, Basidiomycota, Exobasidiomycetes, Microstromatales.
GCCAAGCGAAAAGGUCUCGCCGGUUCGUGAUGGGCAGCAGCAGAGCAGGCGGUACCAGACGAGGGGAAAGAUACAAGUAGAGAGGCUUGUGGUCGGCCUGACAUUCUUUCCCCAAUCAACUCUUCCAUCCGAUCACUCUCGAGCUGGCUCUCGAACCAUUCUCAACCCUCUACCGAGCUGGACCUCGUAGCGCCCCUCUCUCAUCGAGCUGGUCCUCGUGACGCCCCCAUUCUCCCCUCUGCCUCCCUCCAUGAUGACCUCUGGUAGGCUCCGCACCCACCGCUCUCUACUCUCACACAUCCGCCAUCCCAGAACUACACGGCACAUGACUUCAAGUGCAGACACAAGCCGCCUCAUUUCCAUGAUACGCUUCCUCCUCAUCACAGGCACGACAAUGUUCUGCCUCGCCACACUCUUUCAAGCUCAAGCUGCCCCUGUCUCUCGCCCCGUCGAUCCGGUCCUUUGCACGGCGUCGGCCUGCUAUGGUCGAGAGCGGGCUGCACCUCUCAGCGAUGCCCCGCUAGCAGCUCUCAACGACCAUAUGACCACCAUGAAUCACCCUCAGACUCGCGGCGAUGGCGAGCAGCAGCUCGAGGAUGUAGUUGCUGAAGCGAUAACAGUGACGAGCUCUGCAGACAGCAGGUGGUCUCCUACUGCCCUCGAGAGGAUGUUUGUUGCCCAAGAGACUAGCAAAGACAGCCGUGAUGCGACGACGCAGCCCGUGUCUCAUUCCGCCCCUGACUCUACCACAGGCUCGCCCUCGCACUCGACGCUGCCUUCCAGGCUGGGUAGCCUCGACGCCACGCUCGCGACCCGAGAGCCUAUGGAAAACAGUGGCAGCGGCGGCAACGGCAACGCCCUUCCCGCACCUCAGAACAUCGCUCCUGCUGCACCGCCUGCAGCGCCCGCGGCGGUCCCGAAUGUGGCCCCAGCUUCGCCGUCUUCUCAUGGCUCGAACAAUGGCCCAAUCGACCCCAAUCGCUCUCCUGGUGGCUCGUAUGCCUCGUACACAAGCAGCUCAAGCACCACGUUAUCUGCCACCCCGAGCGUUGCUAGCUCGACGCCGUCUGGAUCACCUGGAUCUAGCCCCGCGAGCAACGUGGGCCGUUUCUCGUCUGGAUCCUGGUGGUCACGCAUCGCAAGCUGGUUGUCGCGUGACGCAGCGCAGAGGGGGCGGGGAAGAGGGCGAGGAAGGGGCCAACGCUCAGUGACCACGCCGCAGAGCGAAAGCGAACUCGCCUACUUUUCAAUGCUACAGGCACGAAUGCCCAUGCAGAACAGUGGUAGCGUCAACAACUAUGUCCCGCCUGCAGGAGCUCAGAACAAUGCUCCUGCUGCGGCACCCGCGGCAGCCCACAAUGCGCCCUCAGCGUCGCCCCCCGUCUCACCUGCCGCAUCACCCCCAGCCUCACCCGCAGCUUCGCCUCCAGCCUCGCCGGCGUCUUCUGGCAGUUCGAACGCUGGUCCGAUUGACCCCAACCGGUCCCCUGCUGGAUCGUACGUCUCAUCCAGCAGCGCCAUGGGCGGAUCAGGUACGACAGUCUCUUCGGCCCCAAACCCUGCCAGCACGACGUCGUCUGGUUCAUCUUUGGGGUCUGGUCACAGGAGCGGCGUGAGUCGCCUGACGUCUGGAUCCUGGUGGUCACUCGUUAGAAGUUGGAUGUCCGGUGGCGCAGCACGGGGCAGAGGCCGGGGCCGAGGAGGGCGACGACGCUCAUUGACGGACGCGCACGGCAGCCACGCGUACCCGUCGAUGUUCGUGGCUCGAGAGCCGAUGGAGAACAGUGACAACCUCAGCAACGGCCACGUCAGCGGCGCUCCUGCAGCUCAGAAUCACGCCCCUGCGGCGCCCGCGCCAGCUCACCACUCGCCGCCAGCGUCGCCGGGGUCUUCUCACGCCUCGAAUGGUGGCCCAAUCGACCCUCACCGCUCUCCUGCUGGCUCGUAUGCCUCUUCCCCCGCCAUGGGCGGCUCAGGCACCACGGUCUCAUCGGCGCCAAGCCCAGCGAGAACGACGCCGCCUGCGUCACCCCCGUCUAGCCCAGGGAGCAACCCGCGCCUUGGGAGCCCCAACGGGCCCCUGCAGUCUGGAUCCUGGUGGUCACGCGUCACGAGUUGGCUGUCAGGAGGCAGUGGACAUGGAGGACGAGGCAGAGGACGAGGGCGAGGACCCGGAGGCGGACGACGUUCAAUUACGAGCGCGCAGGGAAGAGUCGUGUCGAUGAUCGAGGCUCGAGAGCCAAUGGACGGUGAGCACGCUCCUCCUGCCGUAGUCCAUCCUCCCUCGCCAGCGUCCUCAGCCGGCUCCAACAAUGGACCCAUCGAUCCGAAUCGCUCGCCAGGCGGGUCUUUCCGUUCGAGUGACAGCGGCUCAGGCUCCUUGCCUGCGUACCUCGACUCGGGAUCAAAUCGUGCUAGCACUAGCUCCGGGGCAUCUGGUCAGCCUCCUUCGGGAGCGAGUGGCGGGCGAGGGUCCGGUGGUCCAUCCAGUAUUCCGAUGAGCACCUACUCGUUGCAGAAUCUGGAAGCCAACCAUGCUAGCUCUAGCUCCAAGGGUCCAUCGUCUCACCGGAGCAGUGGUCGAGGAUCGCAUGGCUCGUCCAGUGUUCCGAUGAGCACCUUCUCCCGCGAGAACCUCAGUAAUCUCUUCGCGAGCGGAGCAAAGCGUCUCAAGAAAAUUCUCAAGGGCGGGAGGAAGCGAGGAGCGCCACAAGAGGAGCUUUCGCACCCAUUCAUGACAUAUCGGGAGUUCAGGCAGACGCUCGCAGCUCGUCAACCCAUGCAGGGCGACAAUCCUCCUCAAGCCGCUCCUGCCGCAGCCAAUCCUCCCUUGCCGGCCUCGCCAGCUUCCUCGACUGGCUCCAACAACGGGCCUAUCGAUCCAAAUCGGUCGCCUGGCGGAUCCUUCCAUUCCGGCGACAGCGGCUCAAGCUCCUCGGCUGCUGCGGCCCACGUCCCGGGUUCCAAUCACGCUAGCGCCAGCUCCGGACCAUCCGCUCAGCCGCCUCAGGAAGGUGGUAACGGACGUGGAUCUGGUGGUUCGCAUAACGCUCCGACGAGCAGUACCAAUUCCUUGAUCAUCGUUCUCAAGAAGCUCGUCCAGGGUCGAAAGAAGCGGCCGGUGCCAAGGGGACAGCCUUCACAGGCACCGUCAAAGUAUCUGCACCGCAGCCAAGCGGCCCUUGCAGCUCGAGAGCCUAUGCGCGGCGGCCACGCUGGCGCCGCCGCUCGACCCCCUCUCCCUCCUCCUGUUGCUCCUGCCGCCCCUGCUCCUGCCGCAGUCAAUCCCAAUGCACCUGCCUCGCCAGCAUCUUCGGCCGGCUCCAACAAUGGCCCAAUCGAUCCGAGUCGCUCGCCGGGAGGAUCUUAUCACUCGGGCCCAUCUUCUCCAGUUGCCGCAGGUCCUCAAGGUCCCAACACUGCGAGCGUUUCUCCUCCCCGCCCGCCAGCCCCGAAUCCAAUUCGACCGUCACAGUUCUGGGCAAAAUUCAGGAGAAUUCUCGGCUUGAGGCCACGGAAGGCGUUUUCUGAUCGAGAACACAACCAAGAGACGCUCGUCGUUAGAGAGCCCAUGCGCGGCGGCCACGCUGGCGGCGACGUCCGGCCCCCCGCUCCUGCGGCUGCUCCUGCCGCUCCUGCCGCUCCUGCCGCUCCUGCUGCUGGUGCUCCUGCUGGUGCUCCUGCUGCUGCCGCUCCCGCCGAUCCCGUCGUGAUCAAUGCUCCCUCGCCAGCGUCCUCGGCUGGCUCCAAUACCGGCCCGAUCGAUCCCAAUCGCUCCCCUGGGGGGUCCUACGACGCAAGUCCGCCUCCCCGUCCCUUAGGCGGCCCAUCGGCCCCUAUUCGACCGUCACAGUUCUGGGCGAAGUUCAGGAGAAUCCUUGGUCUGAGGCCACGGCAGGCGUCGUUAUCUCGUCGGGACCAGAAGCAGGCGACGCCGGCAUCUUCAGAGUCCAUGUAUCAAGUUCCUGCCACGCCUCCCGUCGCUGCGCGGGGCUCCGCUCAGGGCUCACCUUCGAAGUCUGCGGGCUCGGGCAGCUCGAGCUAUGGUACGAUGGAUCCUGAUCGCUUGCCUGCAGAGCCCUCCGAGCUGGUGUCGGGCUCUCGCGCUGGAGUCGCUCGCGGUCCCAACGUGGCGAACGGUUCUGAACCUAGACCAAUACCAGCCAUCCCGAUAGCCUGGGCUCCUCCAGCCCACCCGGUGAACCCCUCGUCCUCUUCAUCAGCUGGUUCGGCCGCCUCACAUCCACCAGGCUUUACUCCUCCAGCAUCGCCGUCGACCUCAGCCUCUUCAUCGGCAACGUCAGGCGGCUCACAUCCAACUGGUUUGGCUCCCCCUGCCUCGCCGCCACUCUCAUCUUCUUCAUCGGCAGCGUCGGCCGCCUCACAUCCGCCCGGCUUUACUCCUCCUGCCUCGCCACCAUCCUCACCCUCUUCUUCGGCAACGUCCGCCGGCGCACACCCACCAAGCCCUGCGCCCUUCCGAAAGCCAUCCCCUUCUCGAGCGUCAUCUCCCUCGCGAUCGUCGUCGUCCUCAUCCACGGCAUCAUCGUCGUCGACCGCCACGCCACCAGCAGGCUUUCCACCCUCUCGAUCGCCGUCUUCGACGCCGUCGAACACGAGUUCCUACUGGUCAAGACUCGGUAAAUUGCUUGGUUGGGGUCGACGAUCUAUGGUCAAUGACUCGGACGUGGAGAGCUUAUGGCUUGAGGGACGAGUGCCCAUGUUCCAACGCCCCGCCACGCCUUCCGUCAGUUGUCCCGAGUAUGCUGCCUGUACGGGCUCGGGGGGAUGGAGUCCGGUAGGCUCAUGGGGCCCGGCUGCGUCGUCUCUGGGCUCAGGCAGCUCGAAUUCUGGUCCCUACGCAUCCGAUCGCUCGUCUGGAAGCUCUUACGUGUCGGGCUCGGCUUCGGUAGUCGCCGCAGGCCCUCACGGUCCCAACACAGUGAGCCAUUCUGACUCUGGUUCGGUCAACAAACCAGGUCAUUCGCGAACACCUUCAUCGGCUUCAACAGCUGCGUCGUCCGCUGAUCGCCGACCAGGCUUCAAACUUCCUCGACCAGCAGCCGUGUGGACAGGAAUCAAGAAGUUCUUUGGUUGGGGGCGACGUUCAACUGUCAAAGACGACACUGUGGGGGGCUUCUCGCUGGUAGCUCGAACACCCAUGGACGGCCUUCCUCCCCUAGUCGAUGCACCUCCCUCGCCAGCGUCUUCAGCUGGGUCCAAUCAUGGGCCUGUCGAUCCGAAUCGCUCGCCUACAGGAUCCUUUGAGUCGAGCUCGGGCGAUUCCUCUGGCAGCAGCCGCAGUUCCUCUUCUGCAUCUGGGUCCGUGAGCAACGCGAGUUCAAGCCACUCGACAGCUUCCUCCUCGUCCUCGGCAGCUGCGUCGAUCGCCACACAGCCGCCCUCCCGGUCGUCAACGUCGAGGAGCAGAUCCUUUUGGUCGAGAAUCAGGAGCUUCUUCAGCAAUUGGAGGCGACGGUUCAUUGCCAAGGACGAUGACGUGGGUGGCUCCCUGCUGGCAAGUCGAAAGCCCAUGCAAGGCGGCCCUGCUCCACCCGCCCUACCUGCCCUCGUCAAUGCACCUCCCUCGCCAGCAUCCUCGGCUGGAUCCAAUCACGGUCCCGUCGAUCCAAAUCGCUCGCCUGCGGGAUCCUUCCACUCAAGCCCGGAUCAUUCUCCAGGCGGCCGACAUGGCUCCAAUUCUCCAUCUGGGUCACUCAACAGGACUCCAAGCCACUCGGCAGCCUCUUCGUCGUCUUCGUCAGCUGCGUCGGGCAGCACGCGCCCGCAAGGCUCUGCUCCCUCUCGAUCAUCGUCUGCGACUACUAAAUCUUUCUGGUCAAGACUCAGGAGCUUCCUUGGUUUCAGGCGACGGGCUAUCAUUCACGGGAUGGACGAGGAGGGCUCGUUGCUUCAGGCGCGAGCUCCCAUGAACAGUGGCCACGCUUCUCCCGCCGCUCCCGGCUCGCCUGGGGCGUCUGUGGGCUCAGCCAGCUCCAACGAUGGUCCAAUCGAUGCCAAUCGCUCACCUGGAGGAUCCUACGAGUCGCAUUCGGGCCAUUCCUCAGAUGCCCCUCCUCACGGUGCCAGCAUUGUAAGCAAUUCAGAAGCUGAGUCUGUCAAUAAUGCCAGUCCAGGCCACUCGACAGGGUCAUCGUCGGCCGCAGCGCACCCGCCAGGCUUGGCUCCUCAACCAUCGUCGUCAGCAUCGCACAAUGGAUCCUUCUGGUCAGUGCUCAGGAGCUUUCUCGGUUGGGGGCGACGAUCAAUUGCGAAGGAUGACGACGUGGGGGGCCUAGUUAAGGCACGAGAGCCCAUGCACGGCGGCGACGCUCCUCCCUCACCAGCGUCCUCAAGUGGGUCCAAUCAUGGUCCUGUCGAUGCCAAUCGCUCGCCUGGAGGGUCGUACCAGUCGAGUCCGAGCCACUCAUCGGGCAGCGGAGUCGCUCACGGUCCCAACACUAUAAGCAGUUCUGAGACGGCCUACAACGUUCAUCCGAGCCACUCGCCGACCUCCUCUUCAUCGACGUCGUCGCCGACUUCGUCCACGCACACGUUCUGGUCCAGACUCAAGAAAUGGUUCGGUUGGGGGCGACGGUCUAUUGUCAAGGACGAAUAGGCGAAGGCCCAAAUGCCUCGUUGCGCCUCGUUUGAGGAGAGAUUGGGCCAGUCUAGCUUGUGCCAAACCGCUUCCGUAACCCUGUCUGGCCUCUUGAUUCGAAUAUCUACUUCUUUCGGCAUCCUCUCCUUACACUUUAUCGUUUUCAAUCGACAUGCUUCACAUAACAGUC